Molecule: messenger RNA, 918 nt
Organism: Fusarium coffeatum
Lineage: Eukaryota; Fungi; Ascomycota; Sordariomycetes; Hypocreales; Nectriaceae
Exons: 1
Coding region: 1-918 (305 amino acids)
Source: RefSeq, a predicted model, not a curated record
AUGCCGCUGAACAAAUCUGCCGUCCUUCUCGGCUCCUGCAAUGCCUUCCCCGCCGUCUCGAGUCUCCCACCUCUACGGUCUAUAACGUCAUCUAGAGGGGUACGAUCUAGCUAUGCGCCAGCAACAGCUUGCUCAAUAGACCGACAUAGGCGAUAUGCUACAGUAAAUAACGACCAAAGAGGCAGCUUCAGCAGUAAUAAUAUCCCCGAAUGGCCCAAACAAAACUAUCCUUCUCCCUACGAGAUCUUCUCUAUGAAGAGUGACGCCCCAUAUACCAAACAUCGAUUCUACCAGCUUGUCAAAGUCUACCAUCCCGACAGACACAGCCAUACUCCCGAUAUUGAUAAUAUUCCACAUGCAAUUCGCCUAGAACGCUAUCGUCUUAUCGUUGCUGCCAAUGACCUACUCAGCGAUCCGUCCAAACGUCAACUCUAUGAUGUCCACGGUGUAGGAUGGACCGGUGGUAAGCCUCAGACACUCAACGAAACGGUGCGUAAUGCCGAUCGUGCCUGGCGCCACAGGACCGGAUCUGCUGCGAAUAAUGCGACAUGGGAGGACUGGGAGCGUUGGUAUGAUGCUCGCGAAGGCAGGGUACCUGGCCCUAUGUAUAUGUCCAAUGGCGUUUUCGCGACGGUCAUUGUUUGCAUGUGCAUGAUAGGUGCCUUUGCUCAAAUGAGUAGAGCAGAGCAAUAUGGCGCUGAUCUCAUGGAAAUGAAGGCCCAGUCUAACCUUGCUAUCGGGCAGCAGGUUGCACGUCGAAACACGAUUGCUGCAGGCAGAUCGAAAGACGAGAGAGUGGAUAUGUUCUUGAAGGACAGAGAGAACUUGAAUUACGCCUUCCAGCCUGGGAAGUAUGACAGUGAAGUGCUGGCAAGCCAUGGUCAUGGUCACGGGCCUGGACAUAACGGAAGGCCGUAG